Messenger RNA from Diabrotica virgifera virgifera (western corn rootworm), 395 nucleotides. Its product is annotated as serine protease HTRA3-like. The coding region runs from base 57 to 314 and encodes 85 amino acids. NCBI's taxonomy places the organism in Eukaryota, Metazoa, Arthropoda, Insecta, Coleoptera, Chrysomelidae. The transcript is spliced from 2 exons. The record is from RefSeq and is a predicted model, not a curated record.
AGCUAUAAAAAUUCUACCAACAGUAUCUCCAAUUGUAUUAAUUGUAAAAUAUUGACAUGGAUUCCAAAAUAUACUUCCUUUUGGGCCUUCUUCUGGUAGUUGCUGUUGUUGAUAUUUCUGAAAGUGGUCCUCCUUGUGCAGCGGUUUUAUGUCCAGCUAUAGCAUGUGGUGAUGGAUCUAUAACAGUAAAAAGAAAGUGCUGCAAUGUUUGUAUAUAUCCAAGGAAAAAUGGGGAGUCCUGUGGAGGAGGACCCGAUGAAGUUUGUGCUGAAGGACUGACCUGUUGCAAUGGUGUUUGUGGAACACCGUCAUAAUUAUUUGAUGUAAUAACUAUUGUUCGUGUAUUUCUAUCAACUGUAAUAUAUACUUACUUAGUUAGUAAGUAAACUGUAAUA